AUGGGCAAUCGAAUAGUCACUAAAUUUGGCAAAUCUAAAUCGCUGACUGAUGAAGAAAUCGUUGAAAUACAAAAGAUUUCAAAACUUAGUGCAGAUGAAAUCAGAGAAGAACACAAAGGAUUUUUAAAAUUACAGCCAACAGGUAAAAUGACCAAGGAACAAUUCAUCCAUAUGUAUAAGUUGCUUGAUUUUGAUUGCGAUAUGACUGAUGAAGUAGCUUGCGAUAAAGCAUUUGCUACAUUUGAUAAAAAUAAAAAUGGAACAAUCGAAUUUGACGAAUUUCUUUUGGCAAUGCACUUCCUACGACCAAAUACCAUCGAAUCAAACGUUGAUAUUCUCUUUCGAGGGUUUGAUUUUUCUGGCGAUGGAUAUUUAGAUCAUGAGGAAAUAACUGCAAUUUUCGAUGGUGCCGUAGCUUUGGGCGUUGUAAAAGAUGCUGACCAUGAUUAUGCAAAGAAAACAGCUUCAGAAGUAUUUGCAAUUUUAGGUCUCAGUGAUGACUCAAAAAUAAACAAGGAACAACUUAUCAAAGGUCGUUCUUCUACAAUUGUUCCUAUAAUAAGAACUAGUUGUAAUACAAUAAAAACAAACAUCGAAUCAAAUCAUCGUAUCUGUUUUAAAUUAAUUCUAGCUGCUUUAAUUCCAUUGAUGAUCGGUAGUUUUACAAUAGUUACAACAGUUAUUCAACAUAAAAUAUCUGUUCAACAACGUCAACAAGAUAAACAAGAAUCAAAUUUAUUUCGAGAACAAUCCGAACGUCAUGCAGAUAAUUUACAAAAAGAAACAAUAAUUGUUAAAUAUCUUGAUGAUAUAUCAAAUUUAUUAAUGUUAGACAAUCAAUCAAAAAUUUUUGCACAAAUUCGUAUAAAAACAUUAACUACUCUUCGACAACUGGAUGCCGAACGAAAAAAAUCUAUACUUUUAUUUCUUUGUGAAAGUGAAUUAAUAUGUCAAAAUCCGCAAUAUUUAAAUUCAUCUUUAGUAAAAUUAAAUGAUGCUGAUUUUAAUGGUAUUCAAUUAGAUGGAACUGAUGAUAAUAAAUGUUCAUUUACACGACUAAAAUUAUAUGAUGCUUAUUUAUCAAAUUCUUCAUUUAUUGAUUGUUAUAUUGAUUAUUCGAACUUUUCACAUACAACAAUGAAUAAAGUUGUAUUUUUUAAACGUGUACUAAUACGAACAUCAUUUAAAUUUGCUUCAUUAAACGAAGCUAAAUUCUGUAAUAUGAAACUUUCUUCAAUUAACUUCAUUGGAGCAUCAUUGAUUCGCAGUGAUUUUACUGGAACUGUUUGGGAUAAUACAACUGUAGAUUUUACAAAUGCAAAUCUUACAGACGCAACACUAUCAGAUAAACAACUUAAAAACUCAACUUUAGAUAAUUGUAUUUUACCAAAUGGAACAUGGGGACCAAUUCAAACGAAAAAUUUAGUAGCUAAUGGUGAUAUCACACAAUUCUGUGGUUCAGACGAUGGUCGUAAUUUAAGCGAUUGGAAAAUUCCUAAUGGUGGAGAAAUCAACGUGUUUCCGAACAAUGAUCAAUAUAUACCUAAAGAUCUGUAUAAAUGUUAUUUUCGAGUAGUUAAACUUAACAAUAUUAGCAAAGCCGAAUUUAUAACACAAACAAUUAAUCUUGAGCAUUAUUCUCGUUUGAUUACUUCAAAUAUGGCUCGUUAUAAAUCAUCAAUAACUAUUCAAUGUUUUGGUAAAGAAUUCAUUACUUUUACAUUACGUUUUAUUGAUUCAAAUGGUUUACGAUAUACAGCUGUGGACAAAGAACCUGAUAAAGGAACAUAUGUGCAAACAUUAGAACUUUCUGAUAUUAUUCGUACUGAUGUAUCUGCUGUUCAAAUCUUAGUAACAUUUAUAAACAGUAAAGUUAAUAUGAAUACAUCAUUCGAAGGAAAUGAUUGUAGAUGUUAUAAUGUUCAUUUUUCAAUCAUCAAAGUAUAA
Molecule: messenger RNA, 1947 nt
Organism: Adineta steineri
Lineage: Eukaryota; Metazoa; Rotifera; Eurotatoria; Adinetida; Adinetidae
Source: the annotation of a GenBank genome assembly